AAACAUAUAAAUGAUUUUCCAGAUUAAAUCCGGUUUAUUAAAAAUUUGGGUUUAUCAGUUAUCUGAAAAGCACUUGGAAUUUUAUUGAUUUGCUUCAAAGAAAUUUAUUUUUUUGAUUUUUUUUCUUCCUUUUCUUUUCUUUUGAGAUGACUUUUCUUCGUGAACUUGGUAAAACUGGUGUAAAAAUCCCUGCAAUCGGUUUGGGAUGCAUGGGCAUGAGUGAAUUUUACGGUUCAGCUGAUGAACAGGAAAAUAUUAAAGAUAUGUAUGGAUCCGGAGCCAAUGAAAUCCUUCUUUCAAAAGUUCUUAAAGAACGUCGUAAUGAAGUUUUUCUUUGUACAAAGUUUGCAUUCUCUCGAGGACCAAAUGGCGAAUAUAAUAUAUCAGGCAAACCUGAAUAUGUUCGUCAAGCUUGCGAAAAUUCUUUAAGAAGAUUGGGAGUAAAUUAUAUCGAUCUUUAUUAUCAACAUCGUGUAGAUCCCAAUACACCAAUUGAAGACACUGUCGGCGCUUUAGCAGAACUUGUUAAAGAAGGAAAAAUCAAAUAUAUUGGUCUUUCUGAAUGUUCCGCAGAAAGUCUUCGACGUGCUUACAAAGUUCAUCCUAUUGCCGCAGUUCAAAUGGAAUAUAGUCCUUGGACUCUUGAUAUUGAGACAAAUGGAGUUUUGGAAGCUUGUCGUGAAUUAGGUGUUACUAUAGUAGCUUAUAGUCCACUCGGACGUGGCUUUCUAACAGGAAAAUAUAAAUCUCUUGAUGAUUUCGAACCUGAUGAUUUUAGAAGAGAUGUUCCACGUUUUCAAGGUGAAAAUUUCAAUAAAAAUUUGGAAAUUGUACAUAAAUUCGAUGAAUUUGGUAGUAAGAAAGGCGUAACUGCGGGUCAACUUUGUCUGGCUUGGGUUAUAGCUCAGGGUAAUGACUUUGUUACUAUACCUGGUACAAGAAAAAUCAAAUAUUUGGAAGAAAAUUUUGAAGCAAGAAAAAUUCAUCUUAGUUCUGAAGAAUUAUCAGAAAUUAGAAAAAUUAUUGAUUCUAUUGAAAUUAUUGGUACUAGAUAUAGUGAAGAUAGUAUGAAGUUUUGUCAAACAAAAAAACAGUUUUUGAAUGUUUAA
Molecule: messenger RNA, 1109 nt
Organism: Rhizophagus irregularis DAOM 181602=DAOM 197198
Lineage: Eukaryota; Fungi; Glomeromycota; Glomeromycetes; Glomerales; Glomeraceae
Cellular component (GO): cytoplasm
Source: RefSeq, a predicted model, not a curated record